Molecule: messenger RNA, 8855 nt
Organism: Salmo salar (Atlantic salmon)
Lineage: Eukaryota; Metazoa; Chordata; Actinopteri; Salmoniformes; Salmonidae
Gene: fgd4a
Product: FYVE, RhoGEF and PH domain containing 4a
Biological process (GO): filopodium assembly; cytoskeleton organization
Cellular component (GO): cytoplasm
Molecular function (GO): guanyl-nucleotide exchange factor activity; metal ion binding
Source: RefSeq, a predicted model, not a curated record
AAAAUGUGGAAAAAGGGAAGAAUACUUUCCGAAUGCACUGUAUACACCUCACACACAUAAUUAUGGGCUUAAAAACAUAAGAUACCUGAACCAUGUGAGAUAUAGAGUUGAAAUCUACUCCAUUUUGAGUUUACAUCCCAAUAUUACACUUUAUAUACAUCACAGAAGACUGAAAUAUAACAAAACCAUUUGACAUAGAAACACCAGUUUUCUACGUUUAAAAAAAGGUUUUAUUCAUUUUGAAAUUAUGAAAAUUAUGAAUAACAUUCCACACCUGAGGCCACUAUAGGGCGGUUUGGUCAUUUGACCGCAGGAAAGUUAAUAUUGUUUUUUUGUUGGUUGCUCAUGGGUAGUAUGACAUUGUAACGUUUACUUUGGACUUCAUACUGGUUUUGGCUGGGGAGAAAUGGUAGCGUAGCUAAAUGCGGUGUUUGUAGAUGUUUGUAUAGGGAGGUGAACAGACAGAAAGCUACAGGAGGCUAGAGAGUGGCAUCCAGUUGUUAAAUAAGGAGUGUUCGGGAGAGUACUAGGGCAGUGGGUGGCCAGUGUUGGGGAAGUGUUGUAUCUUAUUGUCUAAGAAAUACUAAAGAAAACAAUUGUUCUUUACAACAUAAGUUCUUCUUUGUUCAAGUUAACCGUCGCCGCACAAGUAUAGUGCAUUGAGCUGGAAUCUCCCGGUCUUAAACUCCUGUGCGGGGGCUGCACGUCCCUCAAGUGGUCACGUGGCUCCACGUUUUACCAUCAUGCAUUUUCACUCUAUCAUUUGGACUGAGUGCACUGAGCACCUUGGACCCGUUUUCAUAGUUCCUUUCUGUUCACUCUUAUCUCGCCGUGUGUUAAAAAUGACCUUGUCAUCCUUCUCUGUUUCUAGGAGUACUGUCAACCUCGUUUGAGUUUCCUGUUGAACAGCAGCUCUGCAGCAGACAGACCAUGUUUUAGUGGAGUAGCCCUGUAGUUUAACAAAGCUAGUUACGGAUCUGUCUUUGAGUCUAGAGCUUUCUUAACCAGUAGUUUCACUGUUCUGACACUGUUCUCCACUAACCCAUUAGACCGUGGGUACAGUGGGCUGGAUGUGACAUGCUCGAACCCGUACAGUUUAGAAGAAUCACUGAAAGCUGAACUGUGAGGCAUUGUCCAUACAGACAAUCUCUUCGACCCCAUGGCGAACAAAGAAUGACUUAAUGGGAGUCAUCACCUUUAUUCUAUCUUUAUUUAACUAGGCAAGUCAGUUAAGAACAAAUUCUUAUUUUCAAUGACGGCCUAGGAACAGUGGGUUAACUGCCUUGUUCAGGGGCAGAACGACAGAUUUUUACCUUGUCAACUCGGGGAUUCAAUCUUGCAACCUUUCGGUUACUAGUCCAACGCUCUAACCACUAGGCUACCUGCCACCUGACUAGCAGUAGUGUCCUUCAGCAAAGCUCUCUGGGUAAUGAGAGUAAUAUUCCAUCAGUAGAACAUUGUUCUCCCUCCAGAGAACAGAGAUCUAUUCCUACUUUGCCCCAUGGUCUCAAUACCUCUUUUUCCUCAACCCACAUUGUCUCUUUGCUCUGUUUUGCUCUGUAUUUCUGGCAUGUUUCACAGGCUCUGAUUGUCUGCUCUAUAUCAGUAUUCAUCUUGGGCCAAAAUAACACUGCUUUUGCACAUUGUUUUGACUUUUCCAUCCCUAGAUGGCCCAUGUGUAUUUUGAUCAGCAUGUUUUUCUGUAACCCACUUGGUAUCACAAUUCUUGAAAUCUUAAACAGAAUUCCGUCGAGUACAGAUAGCUCAUCCCUGUAUUGACCAUAAGGGUAUAUCAUAGCUUGUACAGACCACCCGUAUGUUAUGGCUUGAAUCACCGUUUGCAAACACUCAUCUUCUGCAGCAGCAUGUGAAAUAACUGUCCACAUUUCAUCUGAGACUGGGCAGCUCUUUCUGAUAAGGUUUACAUGUAUGGUGUCGUCCUGCUCGUAUAUCUGGUUUGGUUCUGAGCUGUCUAAAGCUCUGGACAAUGUGUCUGCCACUAACAAUUCUUUCCCUGGCCUGUACUUGAGUUGCAAGUCAUAUUUCGGAAGUUUUAGAAACAGUCUCUGUACCCUUGGUGGUGUGUACGCCAGACCCUUCUUUGCAAUAGUAACCAAAAGGUUUAUGAUCUGUUUUGGCCCACACUGUUUUACCAUAGAUAAACACAUGGAAAAUCUUAUAUGCAUAUGACAGUUACAAUGCCUCUUUCUCAAUCUGAGCAUAGUUUGUUACACUCAGAAGUUGCCAGAGCCCUGGAGGCAUGUGACUGGGCGCCAUCUAGUGGCAUACUGCUGUAACACUGCACCUAAACCUGCUUUAGAGGCAUCUGCUGAGAUUUUGGUUUUGAGCUUUUCAUCCUAGAAACUCAGUACUGGAGCAUGCAUGAUUAAUGCCUUGAGGUUCUCAAACUCUUUCUGGUGAUUACUGUUCCAACAUAUCCCACUCUCCAACUCCUCUGCGCGGGCUGCGAGUUCCCGAAGUGGUCAUGUGGCUUCCGAUACAAUAUGCCACAGGAAGCUACUCUGAAAUAUAUAGUUUACCAAGCUACCAAGUUCUUCACCCUGGAAGAAGCACUUAACUAAACUUACUUUGAAAAAGUAGUUCACUACAUCCAAACUACUUUGUGAAAAAUUAUCUGAAAUGUCAUUGACUAUCAUGACACAAGGCGAGACCCAGAUGCAGACACAGGAGGCAGAUGAUUGGACUCUUAGAUGUUUAUUGAUCCAAAAAGGAGUAGGAAAGAGAAUGGUCGUGGACAGGCAAAAGGUCAAAACCAGUUCAGAAUCCAGGAGGUACAGACGGGCUCAAGGUCAAGGCAGGCAGAAUGGUCAGGCAGGCGGGCAGGUACAGAAACAGGCAAGGGUCAAAACCGGGAGGACUAGCAAAAAGAGAAUCGAAAAGGCACGCCCAGGGGGGAAACCCACACUGGUUGACUUGGACAUACAAGACAAACUGGCACAGAGAGACAGGAAACACAGGGAUAAAUACACUGGGGAAAACAAGCGACACCUGGAGGGGGUGGAGACAAUCACAAGGGCAGGUGAAACAGAUCAGGGUGUGACAAUUGACUACAAAUUGCAAGAACCGAUAACUUUGGGAUCGUAUGUUUGUGAAAUUUAGCCUAUUAAACACAAAAACAAUAUUUCAAGUGAGAAUUACGCAGGUCUGUUGCUGAAAAAGAAAGGAAAUUUUGCCUACUUCACCCAUAUUUUAUUUUAUUUUUGCAAAAAAUGUGGUGUGUAGUUCCAGUAGUUAGCUACAAUGCUACAUGGCAAAAAAUGUAAUUAACUACUGAAAACACUUCCUUGAUUUGAACUUAGUUCAACUACCACCAAGCUACUGAAAAAUGUAGUUAAAUGACUAGUUGAACUACAUGUAACUUAGUUCACUACUCCCCAAUACUGUGGGUGGCUAACUUUGUGUCUUUCUCUUUCUAGUCUCUCACCGUCUCCGUCCUUGUGCUGUGUGUGUAGACAGCCUGAGAAAGAAAGACCCUGAGAAAGAGACUGAAAAAGGGACUUUUACUUUCAUAAAAUUCAAACAAAUCAGACCAGCAAAAUGAGCAUGAGGAAUUUGGUAAACACUUUAAGGUUUAUGUGGAAGGUGGGUGUGCGUAGUUUUGUGAGUUGUUUUUAGUGUAUGACUCAAGGUAUGAUUUGUUUUAUGUGUCUCACUGCUGUAAUCUUUAGUGUAUUCGAUUAGAACCAAGAUCAGACCAAUUUAAUCCUGAUCAUAUUGGGUUGUUCCCUGGGUUCAUCUCUAUAUUAUACGACCCUCCACGUAGGCUAGUAGGCCUAAAGUGACAUGUCAGUCAAGGUGUUACUGAAGUUGAUUAGUUAUAAUCAUAAAGGACUUUGGGCUGCUAUAUGUUCAUCAACCCUCUCUCAUUUCAUUGUAAUCCAGCACAUUCUAUAACAUUUGAUUGAAUUACACAUCCUUUCAGAGCCAGUUUACCCUUACUUCCCCUUAUCACUGCGACGAUAGUGCUGUGGUGAAGUGUGCUGGUGUGUGUUUGCACGUGAGUUUGUGCACUAUGCACUAUGUGUCUUAUAUCCCUCUAGUUGUUUUGAGAGAAAGAGAGAAGGGGGGGUGGAGGGAAGAAGAGAGGGAAGGAAGAAGUUAUCUUCUCCUUAUUGGUGAGUCUCUCCGCUGCGCUGAGUCACUUAGCUCGGAGCUGCAGUGCAUGCCUGCCUGCCUGCAUGGGAAGAUUGCGUGUUACUGCCAGACUUUCCCUACUACUCCUACGGGAGGCUUGAGCUGCCUUAUCCGCCCUGUAAGGAUUUCCUACUACUCUCUAGAAGAGGCUUUGGCUCUAAGCAGCAGCCCCCACAGAGCAAGGGUCAGUCGGACAGGUCUGUGUGGGAAGAGUCCCAGUGAGAAGAGCAGGGGGGGUGUCAAUGGAAGAAGUUCAGACAGCAGGCCCCCACUGCAGCCCAAACCACAAGUGCCUCCGAAGCCAGCCCACCUCCAGAGCCCAGUGACGAAAUCCGCCGCCCACCCGCUGGCGCUGGGGCGUGUGGAGAGAGCACUCCUCAGAGCCACCAUGGAGGAGAGAAGAGGAGGGGCGAUGAUGGCGAAGAGCCGGGAGAAACCCUCCAAAGUCUUGAACCUCAUCAACCACUUCGAGGAGAACAGCCAGUCAGAAACCAAGGAGGGCUCACCACUCAAGCAGCUCAGCAAGUCGCCCCUCUGCAGUGCGGCUCACCGGGUCUACCAGAGACAGUCAGAGUCCGAGCAGCAGGACAACAACUCGGUGGAUUCAGGCUCUGUCCCGAGAACGCAGCGGGAUGCCCACAAACAGGCAACUAACGGGAUGCUAACCCAAAUGGACAGGGACAGGGAGAGUGGGUCCCCCCUGAGGAAAGACACUGCCCUGGAGAAUGGGGACAUGGGGGACGGGAGCAUGGGCAUCACUCCCCUCCUCCACACACAAAGACCCAUACUGGGGAGGACAGUGGACCUACAGGAGGAGACCCCCAACAUGAACAAAGGAAGCCAGGAGGAGGGCAUUGUGGAGCAGAAGGUACCGGAGACCAAUGAACAAAAGCUGUACAAGAUCGCUACUGAGCUCCUGAAGACAGAGAGGGCCUACGUCACACGGCUCAACUUGCUGGACCAGGUGUUCUGUGCCAAGCUGACGGAGGAAGCUCUAAAGGGCACAUUCCCAGUGGAUGUGGUGAAGAACAUCUUCUCCAACAUCUCCUCCAUCAACACCUUCCACAACCAGUUCCUCCUGCCUGACCUGGAGAAACGCAUGGGUGAAUGGGAGUCUACCCCUCGCUUGGGGGACAUCCUGCAGAAUCUCACGCCCUUCCUGAAGAUGUACGCCGAGUAUGUGAAGAACUUUGACAACGCAAUGGAGCUGCUGAAACAGUGGAUGGACCGCUCGCCACAGUUCAAAGCCAUCAUCCAGGACAUACAGAGCCAGGAGGUGUGUGGCAGUCUGACGCUCCAGCACCACAUGUUGGAGCCAGUACAGAGAGUUCCCCGCUACGAGAUGCUGCUCAAAGACUACCUAAAGAAACUGCCUCAGGACGACCCCGACCGCCGAGAUGCAGAGAAGUCAUUGGACAUCAUUGCCAUGGCAGCCACACACUCCAACAGUGCCAUUCGAAAAUCUGAGAAUCUGAAGAAGCUGCUGGAGAUCUAUGAGAUGCUGGGGGAGGAGGAGGACAUCGUCAACGCCUCCAAUGAGUUCAUCAAGGAGGGACACAUCCUGAAGCUGGCUGCCAGGAACACCUCGGCUAUGGAGAGAUACCUCUUCCUGUUCAACAACAUGCUGUUGUACUGCGUGCCCAAAUUCAGCCUGGGAGGGCCCAAGUACACGGUGCGCACCCGCAUCGGCAUCGAGGGCAUGAAGGUGCUGGAGACCAUCAACGAAGACUACCCUCACACCUUCCAGGUGUCUGGCAAGGAGAGGACUCUGGAGCUGCAAGCCAGCUCCGAACAAGACAAGGACAAUUGGAUAAAGGCUUUCCAGGAAACCAUUGAGAUCUUCCAUCAGAAGAACGAGACGUUCAAGUCCGCCUCCAAAGACGUGGAGGACGUGUCAACUGCAGAGCUGGGGAAGCGCGCUCCUCGCUGGAUUCGGGACAAGGAGGUGACAAUGUGUAUGAAGUGUAAAGAGCCCUUCAAUGCGUUGACGCGACGGCGACACCACUGUCGAGCCUGCGGAUAUGUUGUGUGUUGGAAGUGCUCAGACAAUAAAGUGGCCCUGGAGUACGAUAGCAACAAGAUCAACAAGGUGUGUAAGGACUGCUACUCCAUCCUGACUGGAGAGGAGAAGGCCGAAGGCAAGAAGAAGGGCAUUCUGGAGAUCGAGGCGGCUCAGUUCUCCGGAAGCAGUAUCAUUUGUGGCUUCCUGCAGCACUGUGAGAAGAACAAGCCCUGGGGGAAGGUGUGGUGCGUCAUCCCAGAGAAGGAGGCGUUGGUUCUCUACCUCUACGGAGCCCCACAGGAUGUGAAGGCCCAGUCCUCCAUCCCUCUGCUGGGCUACUCUGUGGAGGACAGCCCCCGGCCUGCCGACCCUCCAGCCAGCUUCCGUCUGUCCCAGUCCAAGUCUGUCCACAGCUUCGUGGCCGAGAGCGAAGAGCUGAAACAGCGCUGGCUCAAGGUGAUCCGGGUGGCUGUGACUGGGGAGGUGCCAGAGUCCCAGAUGCCCAACGAUGCCACUGCCAACGCCACGGACGCCCAAGAGACAAGCUCAGACAGCACUUAACUGUGUGGUGUGGCAUUUAACAGCUGAGGGCCACCAGAGACGUAUGUGCAUGUAUGCACGAACACACACACACUCCCAUGCUACCUUCAUGGACACACACAAGACCAAUGUGCAAACUCAGUGCUGGAUAAGCUGCCUCUCCUCUCCAGAGUGGAUUCUACAAAUCUUAAGCGAGGGCUUGGCUCCACCACCAGAGCUGUGCUGGAAUGGGAAGAACACAAUCCAGUCCAAUCAUCACUAGAGCGGAGCAGGGGGGAAUGGACCUCAGAACGGUCUCUACUUCCCCCCCUGUUCAGGGCAGCCUGCCUGGGGUAUCUUGCACCCUGAGUACCCCAAGGUCCUUAGCCCAAAAUAGUAAAUAAGAUAGUUUACUCAAGCCGUUUAAAGGUUCCUGUCUGCCAUGCUCACGUCAGAGGGAACAGCUGGCUCUUGUCUACUUAUUGUCCCCUCCCGCUCGCCCAACCAUGACCAGAAUAAAUGAGUCAGUGAGAUGUCUCGCCCUGUGUCACCACCUCCAAGAAGCGGGGGCAAUAAGUAGACCAGAGCGGCCCAGCCCCGAUCAGAUAAACUGAGGUAGUGGGGUGUCUCGGUUUCUCUACCGUCCCUGCUCAGCCCUCACUGGGGAUGCCUGCAGGCUCAACAGACCUCCUCCAGCUUCAUAGACGUGGGUCUGCCGAUGUGAAUCAAGAGGGACUGGUUAGAACUACACUGUCUACAAUGAAUUAGCCCUAUGCACCUGUAUAUAGUGUUACUCCAUUUUCCAUGACAGAAAAAAUGUCAUUUUUAUGUACAAAGAAUCAAUAUGCUUUGAUAUCAGAGAUGUUGACCCUGUAAAAUGUGUACAUCAAAGUUUGAGCAGUGUUUUUGAUUGAAAAGCCUAACAUACUUCUGACAUAUGAACAGUGGUUUAAACUAAAGGGUCCUGUCCUAGGAUAGUAUCACUGGGAAAGUUCAAUUCUCACUUCUCCAAUCAGGUAGUUUCACAUCACAGUAGCCAGGAGCCAUGUUCUACUGGCAAGAAUAGAAUCCAUCUAACAAAGAGUUCCUCUAGUACCUGGGUCAAGGUCCCAGAAAGACCUAUUAGUCAGAAUAGCAAUCGAGAGGAUCACUCUACACUAUUCAAUUGCUGUAACCCCAUAAACUAAUGGAAAGGAUGCAGAAGUACUCACCCAUCCAGAACAAACAGGCUUCAAUCCAAACAUGCUGAGGGAUAGCCUUUCCAGCCAGGCAAUGCAUUAUGGGUACGCUGCUGCACUUGUCCCAAGCUGGAUCAACCUUCCUCACCUUGGAAUCCAGGAGAAUCCACAACCUUCUCCAAGUCAGUUAGCUCUAAAUCAACCACAUCCUGGUCAGAGUAAUGUAUAGAAAAGUGUUAAAUUUUACUACUGCUGUGAUUGACAAUGUCAGUCAUUAAAGCCUUUCUACUCUAAUCCUGUAGGCCUAUAGUAUGAAGACAGACACACACUGCCAUAGGGCAGCAUUGAGGAUGAUGAGAGUGAAUGGUUGUACAGCUUUAAUGACCUAGCCCCACAACCCCAUUGUAGACAUGUAGGAUAUACAUAGUGGGGUUCUUUGUAGCCGACCAACAGGGAUGACAUCACCCCACAAAGCAGCACAAUCAGAGGUAAACACAAUGUGGGGAAAGAAAUUUACUUUUUUUUUUUAUAUAUAUAUAUAUGUAUUUAAAAUAAUUCAUAGAAUAUGCGCAUGAUGAUUUAAGGAAAGUAGCACAAAAAAGUUAGCCCUCAGAUUGCCAUGUGUUCUGUCCCAUUCAGCCAAGCCAUGUCAACUAACAGAUUCACUAAGGUAUUGUCCCUCAUUCAAGUUGAGUGUGACUCUAAUCUAUCCUAUGACUGCAGAACUAAGUGUUGAAUGGAAUAGGCUAAUGUGCCUAUAACCUGUGUUCAUACAUGUUCUACUGUUCCUAUCCCCUGUACAAUGCACCUCUCCAAUAUCCAUUCUCUCGAUACUCACACAGAAUGCAGAAGAGCACAACAAUCCUGUCUUAAGAUCUGAAUGUAAAACCAGAUUGUUUGUUCACUCUCCCGAUCCCCCUCCCCAAGGUUUGAGAAGCUACGCACUUUACCAUCUUAUAUAAAGUGUACCUGGUAAGAAAAUAAAGCAAGAUUAAGUAUUA